Diachasmimorpha longicaudata is the source of this 1244-nucleotide messenger RNA. RefSeq lists its product as uncharacterized. The transcript is spliced from 5 exons. Gene Ontology annotation, molecular function: phosphomannomutase activity. The coding region runs from base 228 to 1010 and encodes 260 amino acids. Gene Ontology annotation, cellular component: cytosol. Lineage: Eukaryota; Metazoa; Arthropoda; Insecta; Hymenoptera; Braconidae. The record is from RefSeq and is a predicted model, not a curated record. Gene Ontology annotation, biological process: GDP-mannose biosynthetic process; protein N-linked glycosylation; mannose metabolic process.
GGGAUUCCUUAACUGUUGAUAAUUAACAUUUUAACAUGUUUUUUUGAUGCAACAUGUAGAGAGAAGUGAAACAGAUGUGCAAUCGGUUUUUGUUCUGUUGUCUUAUUAUUGAGGAUUUGCGAUUGUUUUGGAGACUAGUGCAACUGUUUGGUGACUUUUAGUGGGUUCAAUGCUCCUUGACAUUGUUUGAUGACUCUAGAAAUAGAUUAUUAGAAUAGCCUUGUACAAUGGCGGAAGAGAAGAUUGUCUGUCUGUUCGAUGUGGAUGGAACCCUCACCAAGUCACGUCAGAAAAUCGAGCCUCAAAUGGAGCAGUUUUUGCUCGAGUCUGCGAAAAGGGAAAAGUUUGAUAUUGGACUAGUGAGUGGAUCUGACAUCGCUAAACUUAAGGAGCAACUUGGUGAGGAUGUCAUCGCAAAGUAUAAAUAUGUUUUUGCUGAGAACGGACUGGUAGCGUACGUUGAUGAGAAACAGCUUCCAUGUGAGUCAAUCCUAACCGUCCUGGGAGAUGAUUCGCUCCAGGAGUUGAUUAACUUUUGUCUGAAGUACAUAUCCGAACUGACGUUGCCCUUCAAACGAGGUACCUUCAUUGAACUCCGAAGUGGAAUGGUAAAUGUCUCGCCUGUUGGCAGGAACAGCACGAUUGCCGAGAGAGAUCAAUUCGCAGAGUACGAUAAAGAGCAUCAUAUUCGAGAUAAGUUCGUUCAGGCAUUGAAGAAAGAGUUUCCCGAUCUCGGACUGACGUUUGCGAUAGGUGGACAAAUAUCAAUCGACAUUUUUCCAAACGGUUGGGACAAGACAUAUUGCCUUCGUCACAUCGACGAAUGCGACAAGAUCCACUUUUUCGGCGACAGAUGUGACGAAGGUGGAAACGACUACGAUAUUUACCAGAGCGACUUGACCGUGGGCCAUCGUGUCACCGGUCCUGCUGAUACAAUCAAGGAGAUGAAAAUACUGCUGGAAAUUCGCAAAGAGAUGAGAAAUAAGGAUGGAGGACUGCAAUGCCGUUAAUCAUCGGAUUACCACACAAAUUAGUCAUUCCAAAAGUCACCCGACUUUGCACAGUGCAUCAUCGUUUAUUUUUAUUAAUCAAAAAUUUUAUGGGACGAUAGACUAUUUACCUGAGGAUUAGCCAGUCACGUAUCGCGCUGACACGUGAAAAAAAUUAAGGUAGUCCUGUGACGUAUUGAAAUGAAAAUUGUAUUGUAUGUUGAUAUUGCAGAAUAUACAAAGAAUUUAACUUGA